Molecule: messenger RNA, 1718 nt
Organism: Coregonus clupeaformis (lake whitefish)
Lineage: Eukaryota; Metazoa; Chordata; Actinopteri; Salmoniformes; Salmonidae
Product: solute carrier family 2, facilitated glucose transporter member 5-like
Exons: 12
Coding region: 39-1580 (513 amino acids)
Biological process (GO): monosaccharide transmembrane transport
Cellular component (GO): membrane
Molecular function (GO): hexose transmembrane transporter activity
Source: RefSeq, a predicted model, not a curated record
CUGAGAGAGGUGACAAUAGAAAGCUGAAGUGCAGAGCCAUGGAAGAAGGACAUAAUUGUGGGAAACCUUUGGAAGAGAGGAGAGGGAAGCUGACCGUAGUCCUGGCCUUGGCUACCCUUAUAUCUGCCUUUGGAUCAUCCUUCCAGUAUGGAUACAAUGUGGCUGUGGUCAACUCUCCAUCUCUGUUGAUGCAGCAGUUCUACAAUACUACCUACUUGGAGCGUUAUGGCCGACCCAUGGAGGAUAGCUUCCUAACCCUCCUGUGGUCCCUGUCUGUCUCCAUGUAUCCCCUGGGAGGUUUCUUUGGCUCACUGAUGGUGGCCCCGCUCGUCAACAAACUAGGAAGGAAAGGCACCCUCCUCUUCAACAACAUCUUCUCCAUUGUUCCUGCUGUGAUGAUGGGAGUGAGCGAGAUCGCUAAGUCAUACGAGAUCAUCAUCGUGGCUAGGGUUAUGGUGGGGAUCUGCGCAGGCCUUUCAUCCAACGUGGUGCCCAUGUACCUGGGUGAACUGUCUCCUAAGAACCUGAGAGGAGCGAUCGGCGUCGUGCCUCAGCUCUUCAUCACCAUCGGGAUCCUCAGCGCACAGGUGUUAGGCAUCAGGAGCAUUCUGGGAAACAACACAGGCUGGCCUCUCAUGCUGGGUCUAACAGGUAUCCCUGCCCUGAUAGAGCUGUUGCUGCUGCCGUUCUUCCCAGAGAGCCCCAGGUACAUGCUGAUCCAGAGAGGAGACGACAAGACCGCCCGGAGAGCACUGCAGCGUCUGCGAGGCUGGGAGGAUGUGGACGAAGAGCUGGAUGAGAUGAGGCUGGAGCACCAAUCAGAACAAGCCGAGGGCCGUCUGUCUGUCCUCAACCUCCUGUCCCUGCGCUCCCUGCGCUGGCAGCUCGUCUCCAUCGUAGCCAUGAACAUGGGUCAACAGCUGUCUGGGGUCAACGCGAUCUACUACUAUGCUGACAGUAUCUACAGCUCAGCGGGAGUCAAGGAGAGUGACAUCCAGUACGUCACAGUCGGAACUGGGGCUGUCAACGUCUUCAUGACCAUCACUGCGGUCUUCAUUGUGGAGGCCACAGGCAGGAGGCUGCUCCUCCUCGUUGGGUUUGGGAUCUGCUGUGUGUCCUGUGCUCUCCUCACUGUGACCCUAACCUUCCAGGAAAGUGUGGAGUGGAUGUCCAAUGUCAGCAUCGCCUGUGUCAUCGUCUAUGUUAUCGGACACGCCAUCGGACCAAGUCCUAUUCCCUACGUGGUGACCACAGAGAUGUUCCGCCAGUCGUCGAGACCAGCAGCCUUCAUGGUGGCAGGGUCGAUCCACUGGCUGUCCAACUUCACCGUGGGACUGGUGUUCCCCUUCAUGGAGAGAGGCCUGGGCCCCAACAGUUUCAUCAUAUUCUGCUUCAUCUGCUUGGCGACUCUGGUCUACAUCUGGCUGGUCGUCCCGGAGACCAAGAACAAGACCUUCCUGGAGAUCAACCAGAUGUUCGCUCACAGGAACCAGGUGGAGAUACAGGUGGGAAACGCUCCGUUGAAACCAGAGACAGGAGACGGCAGGGAAGAUGACGCAUUCAAGGUCACUGCCUUCUAAGUAGGAGGAUUACGGCCAUUUAAGGACUCUGUCAGAGAGAAGAAAAGAGAAGGAAAAAGAGGCUGUUCUAUUUGAAGGCUGACAGACUGGACUAUAACCAGUUGGUGUAAUCUGUAUUUAUUAAAUUAUUUAUAUCAA